AAAGAGAUGAAUCGCCAAACGGAAAUGAGCCUGUUUAUGCUGGGGCUAGUGUUAGGUAAUAUCGUGGUCUGCACCUGGGCUUAUCCUCAACACCAUACAACAGACAUUCAGAGUCAGAGAAAGUUUGCCGAAAAGCCAAAUGCAAUAAAAAAAGUUGCUUUGGAUGAAAUAGACGAAAUACAAACCAACCAAAUACAAGAUGGUGGUUUCUCGUGGUCCAAUAUGCUGGGAAUUUUGAUGCAGAUGAUCUUCAACGGCGGUGGCGGAGGAGGUGGAGGGAACGCGCCGACAAAAUCUGAUGACAUCGAUAAUGGUGUAUCGUCGUUUGGACAGUCACCGUGGGCGAAUGUUAUUUCUGUUGGAUUGAAAAUCAUAAGCAGUUUGCUUGGAGGUGGCGGCACAGGCGAUGGCAUCGAUAAAGUGGAUAAUGGAGGAUCACCAAUGCAGAACGUUUUAGCGGCCGUAUUUACAGCCAUGUUUGGUGCUAAAGAUCCGGACCAAGUAAAUACGAUGGCAAAACAGGCUGGAGAGUUCAUAAAUAUUGUUGUCAAUUUGUUAGACGCUCUAAAAACUUCAUUCUCGCAUCGAUCACUUAAUGCUCGGAGUUUGGGGAAAAAAGAUGUAAUUAGUGACGCAGCUGUAGCUAGUCUAGCAAUGCUGAAAGGCUAUGCGCGCAGCAAACGCAAUUCUGAUGAUUUGUGUAUGCAAAAAUUUCUUUGUGAAGCAAACACUGACUGUAUGAGUGCGAUCGGUGGUACAAGCAUUUUCUGCCAAAUAGGAUCUUACGCCACCAGUUUUAUUCUUGAGCGACAAACGGGGAAACAGUUUGACAAUUUUUACGAAGCAGGAAGAAAUGGUCGUUCUGGGUUCGAUUGUCGACAGUUGUAUCUAGAGUGCAAUGAGGUAUAA
Anopheles cruzii is the source of this 909-nucleotide messenger RNA. RefSeq lists its product as uncharacterized. Bases 7 to 909 code for a protein of 300 amino acids. The transcript is spliced from 4 exons. Lineage: Eukaryota; Metazoa; Arthropoda; Insecta; Diptera; Culicidae. The record is from RefSeq and is a predicted model, not a curated record.